Molecule: messenger RNA, 2128 nt
Organism: Phycodurus eques (leafy seadragon)
Lineage: Eukaryota; Metazoa; Chordata; Actinopteri; Syngnathiformes; Syngnathidae
Product: potassium channel subfamily K member 10-like
Exons: 7
Coding region: 180-1907 (575 amino acids)
Biological process (GO): potassium ion transmembrane transport; stabilization of membrane potential
Cellular component (GO): membrane
Molecular function (GO): potassium ion leak channel activity
Source: RefSeq, a predicted model, not a curated record
UCUAUCAAGCCUCCCAGUCACCACAGCAGCAGACUCUCUCGCGUCGACGAUGGGUUAUUAUUCGCUGCCCUUCUCCGUCCUCUCACGGUUAAAGGCAACGCAGAAGACCGCAAGGGCUCCGAGAGAUUAAAGAAAUAUCUAUUUUACCGAUAGAAGCGUCAUCAGCCUGGACAACCAAGAUGAAAUUUCCGAGUGAGAAUCCAAGAAAACCAGGGACCAGCCCGUCACCAGUGGCUGUUCAGACUAACCUGGUCCCACCCAAAAUGAUGCAGCCAGGUAUGCUUCAAUCCAGCCUUGUGCACGCCAGCGUGGCUACCAUGCAAAACCCGAUGGGCUGCUCUUUGCCCCGACUGUCAAUCUCCCGGCCCACGAGCAUGGUGGCCAGCAUGGAGGCAGUAGUUGAUGGCUCAGCUCCUUUUACCAUGAUGAAACUGAAGACGGUGCUGGCAGUUUUCGUGGUGGUAGUGGCCUACUUGGUGGCAGGAGGACUAGUGUUCCAAGCACUAGAGCAGCCAUUUGAAAACAACCAGAAGAUCACUAUCACAGCGGAGAAGGCAGCGUUCCUGCAAAAACACCCCUGUGUGUCCCCAGAUGAGCUGGAGGCUCUCAUCAAACACUCUGUUGAUGCUGUGAACGCUGGUGUGAAUCCUGUUGGUGAUACCUCUUAUAACUCUAGCCACUGGGAUCUGGGUAGUGCCUUCUUCUUUGCCGGAACAGUUAUCACAACCAUAGGGUAUGGUAACAUUGCUCCAAGCACUGAGGGAGGGAAGGUUUUCUGCAUUCUAUAUGCAAUAUUUGGCAUCCCACUUUUUGGAUUCCUCUUAGCAGGGGUUGGUGACCAGCUAGGGACCAUAUUUGUCAAAAGUAUUGCCAAAGUAGAGAAGAUGUUCCGGAAUAAACACAACCAGAUCAGUCAGACAAAAAUCAGAAUAGCGUCCACCCUCCUCUUCAUCCUGGCUGGCUGCAUCCUGUUUGUGACCAUGCCAGCUGUGAUCUUCAAACACAUCGAAGGUUGGACAGCUCUGGAGUCAACAUAUUUUGUCGUCAUCACAUUGACAACUGUUGGAAUAGGAGACUAUGUGGCAGGCGGAAAUCGGAGGAUUGAGUACCGCAAGUGGUACAGACCAUUGGUUUGGUUCUGGAUCCUUGGUGGUCUGGCCUAUUUUGCUGCAGUGCUAAACAUGAUUGGCGACUGGUUGAGGGUGCUAUCCAAAAAGACCAAAGAAGAGGUUGGGGAAAUCAAGGCCCAUGCAGCAGAGUGGAAAGCAAAUGUGCGAGCGGAGCUGAGAGAGACAAGGCGGCGUAUGAGUGUUGAGGUCAGUGACAAACUUCAGCGAGCUGCCACCAUCCGCAGCAUGGAAAGACGACAGCUCGGCCUGGAUCAGCGUGCGAUGUCCAUGGAUAUGCUUUCUCCAGAACGCCGAGCCAUCUUCAACAGCCUGGACACCAGCAGCUACAAAACCUCCUCUCAGGAGAGUAUUGACACUAAGUUGAACAAUCUUCGACUAAGGGGCGGUGAGCAGUGCGACCGUCAGUCCAACCACCAUACCACAUCUGAGGACAACAUUUUUAACCGCCUUGGUUCGGUCACCAAACUGGCAAAACGCAACAGGAAUCGGGACUUGAAGACGAACAUCACAGAAGAAGCUCGCCGUCCUCAUAGUGAAGCCUAUGGUUGGAUCACGGCCACAUUUGAUUGUAGCACUCCUGUUGUGGAUGAAGUGACAAGGAAGGAUGAGGAACAUGAAGAGACUGAAGACAAAGAGUGCAAUACCAGCUUGUCUGAAUUUCCAUUGUUUGUUGAAGCUUACAAAUCACAUAAUGGGGUUAAUAUUGAGCAAACCAAAGAGAACAAGAAUGAUGAAACACUUGAAAUGAAAGAGCUGCAUAUUGACAUGGGCACAUAGCAGUAUGUAUGUCAAAGCAAUGUUUUACAAUGCCACCAUUUGUGCCUUAGGUUUUCUCUUUUGCCAGUAUGUGCUUAUGCAGUAAUAAUGCCUGCCUCUUUGUGCUACAGUGUAUAAGGGUUCCUAUUUGUUUACUGACCCCAAGGUGUCCCAGGUUCUUAAAAAUACCUUCGUUAAUGUAGCAUUAAAUUAUGGUCAUACUUUAUACAGUCCACAGCGCA